Molecule: messenger RNA, 672 nt
Organism: Vicia faba (fava bean)
Lineage: Eukaryota; Viridiplantae; Streptophyta; Magnoliopsida; Fabales; Fabaceae
Source: the annotation of a GenBank genome assembly
AUGAAGUUUCUUCUAAAACUCCUUUUUUGCUUAAGCAUUCUAUACAUCAAUACAGCAUCUUCUUCAUCAGAUAGCAAGCAAUUAGAGGAAGGAUUUGUUGGUGGUGUUGAGGAUCAGAAACAGAAUUCAGUUAAUGAAAAUGUUCUUCAGAAACAUGCUGCUUUCUUUGAUGUCAAUAAAGAUGGUCUAAUUUAUCCAUCGGAGACCUACAAAGCAAUGCGUGAAAUUGGUAGUGGGGUGUUGUUAUCAACUACGGCUGCCGUUUUCAUAAAUGCGGCCCUAAGUCAGACUACUCGCCCUGGAAAAUUUCCAUCUCCACUUUUUCCAAUUGAAGUUAAGAAUAUCAAACUAGGCAAACAUGGCAGUGACAGUGGAGUUUAUGAUAGUGAAGGAAGGUUUGUUGAAUCAAAAUUUGAAGAAAUUUUCACCAAACAUGCACACACACAUCCAAAUGCUUUAACAAAAGAUGAGCUCGACGAGUUGAUUAAGGCAAACAGAGAGCCUAAAGAUAUUCAAGGAAGAAUGGGUAGUUUUGUUGAAUGGAAAAUUCUUUACAAACUUGCGAAAGAUAAGAAUGGUUUACUUCAGAAAGAAACAAUUCGUGGUGUUUAUGAUGGAAGAUUGUUUCAAGUGCUCAAAAAGGAACAUACAAAAACAAUUAAUUCAUCCUAA